Messenger RNA from Aspergillus fischeri NRRL 181, 897 nucleotides. RefSeq lists its product as uncharacterized. The transcript is spliced from 2 exons. The record is from RefSeq and is a predicted model, not a curated record. Bases 1 to 897 code for a protein of 298 amino acids. NCBI's taxonomy places the organism in Eukaryota, Fungi, Ascomycota, Eurotiomycetes, Eurotiales, Aspergillaceae.
AUGUGUUUCCAGCUCUGCGCCGGUCACAGUCAACUUGAGCGUUCGCCGUCAACAAUGCUCUUCCCAUCUGUCCGAGAUGCGGGUCUUUUAGUCCUGGGGGCCUUGAUCGCGUUCAUCCCUAUACUCAGUGGUGCUCACGAUGUUUCUGUAAUGAAGCAACCGCUUGGCCCGCUCAAAGUCACCCUCGACUAUGGCCUUGCAAUAUCUUGGCCGCAGGCGCAAGACGUCAGCCUUCAGCGAGUCAAGCGCAGUUGGCUAUUUACCAGCCACAUCGUGUUUGCAAGUCGCAUCGGGGAUUCCGAUGAGGCGAACCCUCCAGUCUCAGACGGGCAGCUAUGGCAAAUCGCGCGAGAGGCGGUCGAUGAAAUGGUAGCAGACCGAGAGCAGUAUGGCAUCAUCCCUGGCGCAGAGCCCACGGCCGUCGGGAUUCUGGCCUGGGGGAAUGAAAUCAUCCUUUCCUCGACCAUGAAGUCAGCGGGCCAUUACUCCUAUCAGUUUCAGAACGGCGACACGCCUGUCGGCAGAAGUCUUCAGAAAUGCCAGAUGGUCUGGCGAGAUAAGACUGGCAAAGAGAAACAACACAAGAACCGGGGUAGUUGCGUAGAGCCUAUGGCGGCCCAUCUAUACUACGGCCAGAACGAUGUCCCCCUGAAAGAUCGAAAAGCGAGAGUUGGCACAUGGGUCAAAGUGGGUAAUUGGAAACAGAUAGAUCCAUGUGGAACUGACAGGGAGGACUUUUGGGGCUGCAAUCUCUUCACAAAAGAUCAGGGGCUCAGGGUCUUAGAUACAAACACGCCGCCAGAGCCGUACACGCUGGCAACCCUUGCAGAAGGCCCGGUCAAGAUUGAGCAGAUUCAGUUAUGCGGGGGUGAUCCCAGAGUGUUUGUUCAAAAUUAA